CUUAGCUUUUGAUGCAUUAUUUCCCUCCCGCCGUUUAUAUUGUACUGCCAUGCUUUCAGGUCGCACGGUCAUCAGGGUGGGCCACGGGUGGCCUGAUGACAUGCAGAUGCAUCCCACACCCUCUGCAGAACCCGGGGCCCCUGAAGAACUGCAGCGACCCCGCAGGAGAGUUGGAGCUUAAUCGUCGUUCCCAGUUGAGGGGUUCCCCUGAUCAUCGGAACCCGCCAAUCGGUGAAUUCUAUUGCUGAGACAACCCGGUUAAUAGCCUCCACCGGAGAAAUAACAAGUUGGGAGUGUCUAUUAAUUUAACGAGCAUGUUUCUCAUGGGACAUGGUGCAGUCAGACAACAUGCGGUCUAUGCUCAUUGCCCUCGCGGGCUUCCUCGGGGCCUCUGCCCUAGAUGCCGACACCAUCUUGACCGAUUACUUUGGCAAUGACGCCCCAUGGUAUAGCGACCGCAUUCCUCUCUUCGAGACCGACCUCUCCGAUAUCCAGGAUGUCUACUACUACCGCUGGGGUGUGUUCCGGGCCCACCAGCGUGACCUGGGUUCCUACGGCUACAUCACGACCGAGUUUCUCAACGAUGUCAGCUGGCAGGAAGAACCCUGGGCCCUCCUGAUCGAUGCUGCCAACUUUCACCUGCGUGAGGGCCGCUGGUGCCGCGACCGUCGCUUCACCAGUGACUAUUCAUCAUUCCUCUUCGGACCCAACGGUGACCCUUACCAAUUUUCCGAGUCCAUGGCCGAUGGUGUCUGGCAGGCCUACCUCGUCAACGGCGCGGCCGACGAUGCCACGCCACUGCUGGCCUCGAUGCAAACCGUCUACGCUGGGUGGAAUUCCACCACCCUCGGAGUGGGCGGUUACGACACCUCCAAAGGCCUCUACUGGAUCCAGCCGCUGACCGACGCGACCGAGUACACCAUUGCCAGUAUCGACGCCUCGGGGGGCGAAGACGGCUUCACCGGCGGAUAUGCCUUUCGUCCCAGCAUCAACAGCUACCAGUACGCGAACGCUCUGGCCAUCGCCCACAUUGCCAAUCUCACCGGGGACACCUCCGUCCGCGAGGAAUACCUCCAACUGGCGAGUGCUCUCAAAACGCGCCUCCAAGACGACCUCUGGAACAGCACCUUUGAGCACUUCAUCGACCGCUACAAGGAGGACAACGACUAUGUCACAUACUGGGACUUUAUCCGGGGUCGCGAACUGGUCGGCUACGUGCCGUGGGCGUAUGAUGUUCCUGACGACAAUGUGACUUAUGCAGCAGCAUGGAGUCACCUCCUCAACUCGAGCGAGCUGGCGGGCGUGCACGGGCUUCGCACCAACGAGCCAAGCUAUCAAUAUUAUAUGGUCCAGUAUCGUUACGACGGCACCCACCCGGAAUGCCAAUGGAACGGGCCGGCUUGGCCAUACCAGACCACCCAGGCGCUGACCGGGCUGGCCAACCUGCUCGACCACUAUCCCCGCUCCGCCGCGACGGGGGUCGUUACCACCGCCGAUUACACCAACAUUCUCCUCCAAUACGCCAAGCUGCACUACAACCCCGACCGCGGCGGCAUCCUCGAUAUCGAAGAAGACUACUACUCGGACACCGGCAGCCCGAUCGUGGGGCUUCCACGUUCACCACACUACUUCCACUCGGGAUUCGCAGACCUGAUUCUCACGGGCUACGUGGGAAUCCGGCCGCGCGCCGACAAUGUACUGGAAGUCAACCCGCAGGCGGAUGCAUCCACGGUCGGCUAUUUCCGGGCCGAGCGGAUUCUCUACCACGGACACGAGGUGGCCGUACAAUGGGACGCGACGGGGGAUCAGUAUGGUACUGCGGGCCUGGUGGUGGAAGUGGAUGGCACCACCGUCGCGACCAGCGCCAAACUCACUCGACUCACCGCUGACCUCACCUCCGCAUCGGCGCCGGCAUUCUCCAGUCCCAUCGCCGUGUCCGUCCAGUUGGCUUCUGAUACUGAGUAUCCCCGAGGCAGCGUGUCCGUGGCGGAUGCCGACACGGAUGCAGUGCACGGGGCCAUUGACGGACGGAUCUGGUUCUAUCCGCAGGUCGAGGUCGCGAAUGGGUGGGACAGUCCGACCGGCAAUGGAACGGAAGUGUGGUACCAGGUGGAUUUCGGAAAUGUGACGCAGACCGCGCGCGCCGAGAUUGCGUUUUUUGCGAACAGUACGCAGGGGUAUGAUGUGCCGGAGACGUAUCGGGUGCAGAGUAAUGCCACGGGAGAGUGGACGGAUGUGAGCAGGGGAAAUUAUAGUACGGCGGUGGCAAAUGGGAUUACCACGGCAUCAUGGGAGGAGGUCAGCACGGAGGCGUUGCGGUUGGUAUUUACUCCCACGUCAGGGGAGAUGGUGCGGUUGGUGGAGUGGAAGGUAUUUUCUAGUUAAUUCCGUACAGUUUUCAGUCCAGUUGCUUGGAAACAAUGUACAUAUCUGCCAUUAAGGAGUGGCUUCCAGGCAUGCCCCGCUGAGGCAUUUUGCUUCAGGGGUGGACAUGGUGCCCACUCAAUCAAGUUCUGUCUGAUGUGCGCUUCGGAUGUCUCGUCACUACAUAUAUCC
This is a messenger RNA of Aspergillus ibericus CBS 121593, 2556 nucleotides long. RefSeq names its product six-hairpin glycosidase. The record is from RefSeq and is a predicted model, not a curated record. Bases 349 to 2385 code for a protein of 678 amino acids. Gene Ontology annotation, biological process: carbohydrate metabolic process. NCBI's taxonomy places the organism in Eukaryota, Fungi, Ascomycota, Eurotiomycetes, Eurotiales, Aspergillaceae. The transcript has a single exon.